Molecule: messenger RNA, 864 nt
Organism: Manduca sexta (tobacco hornworm)
Lineage: Eukaryota; Metazoa; Arthropoda; Insecta; Lepidoptera; Sphingidae
Gene: ATPsynO
Product: ATP synthase subunit O, mitochondrial
Exons: 4
Coding region: 153-782 (209 amino acids)
Biological process (GO): proton motive force-driven mitochondrial ATP synthesis
Molecular function (GO): proton-transporting ATP synthase activity, rotational mechanism
Source: RefSeq, a predicted model, not a curated record
CAACACUAACUGCAUCUGUGAUACUGAUCUGUCACAAAGAGCAUUUCUGAAUAUCUGUCAUCUAUGGUAGCAUUGACGAUUGGCAGACAGUAGCCGAUCGAAAAUUCAUAGAAAUUUCGGCAAUUAUAAGAGGGUUAAGAAAAAUCAGAACCAUGUCUAUGAUGAAGGGAAAUAUGCUGGUGCGUUCCUUGAGCACAUCGUCGGCCACCGCUCAGCUCAUUAAGCCUCCUGUACAAGUUUUUGGUUUGGAGGGAAGGUACGCAUCUGCCCUGUAUUCAGCGGCUACAAAAUCGAAAGCUUUGGACUCCGUGGAAAAAGAAUUGUCACAGUUCCAGCAGUCUUUAAAAACGGACGCUAAACUUAAGGAGUUCAUUGUCAAUCCUACACUCAAGAGGAACCUGAAAGUGGAUGCAUUGAAGCACGUUGCUACUAAGAUCAAUCUGUCUGCCACCACAAGCAAUUUAUUGGGAAUCCUCGCUGAGAAUGGUCGCCUGGGUAAACUGGAGGCUGUGAUCAAUGCUUUCAAGAUCAUGAUGGCUGCCCACCGUGGUGAGGUCACCUGUGAAGUCAUCACAGCCAAGCCUUUGGAUCAGGCUCAAAGGCAGAACUUGGAAGCUGCUCUUAAGAAAUUCCUGAAAAAUAAUGAAACUCUGCAACUGACAGCAAAGGUUGAUCCUUCAUUGAUUGGUGGCAUGAUUGUUUCUAUCGGCGACAAGUAUGUGGACAUGAGCGUGGCCAGCAAAGUGAAAAAAUACACUGAGCUCAUUAGCGCUGCUGUUUAGACAUCUUUCAAACUACAUACAUUGUGCACUAGUAAAAAAUGUUAAAUAACUUGUAAUUAAAAUCCUUGUUCACUAGAAAAAA